Molecule: messenger RNA, 2796 nt
Organism: Emys orbicularis (European pond turtle)
Lineage: Eukaryota; Metazoa; Chordata; Testudines; Emydidae
Gene: RFX6
Product: regulatory factor X6
Exons: 20
Coding region: 1-2796 (931 amino acids)
Biological process (GO): regulation of transcription by RNA polymerase II
Molecular function (GO): DNA-binding transcription factor activity, RNA polymerase II-specific; RNA polymerase II cis-regulatory region sequence-specific DNA binding
Source: RefSeq, a predicted model, not a curated record
AUGGCUAAGGCGCCGGAGGGAGAAGACGACUCCUUCCUGCAGCCCUCUCAGAAGGGGUCCCCCGGGCUCCAGGAGGAUUGCUAUGCGGGCCUGCUGGGGAAGGCCUUGCUCUCCUAUCCCGACCAGGGACUAUGCGCCCCGGCGCUGCAGCAAGCCAGUUCGCUGGACAGCCGAGAGCAGGGCGACCUGGAGCCUGGGCUGCCCAUUGGGAUCAAGUCAGAAAUACAUUUUAACAGUGAAGCCCUUUCCUCGGAAGAGGAGGAUACAGAUAUUCAUGACAGUAAAAUGAAAUCCUUCGACAAAAACCUGUCUCCGAAGAAAACCAUCACGCAGAUUAUGAAGGAUAAAAAGAAACAGACCCAGCUCACCCUUCAGUGGCUGGAAGAAAACUACAUCGUGUGUGAAGGAGUUUGUUUACCGAGGUGCAUCCUUUAUGCACAUUAUUUAGACUUCUGCAGGAAAGAGAAGCUAGAACCUGCCUGUGCUGCAACAUUUGGGAAGACCAUUCGCCAGAAAUUCCCCCUGCUUACUACACGGCGGCUUGGGACAAGAGGCCAUUCAAAGUAUCAUUACUAUGGAAUCGGCAUUAAAGAAAGCAGUGCGUAUUACCACUCUGUGUAUUCUGGAAAAGGGUUGACAAGGUUUUCCGGAAGCAAGUUGAAGAAUGAGGGUGGCUUCACUAGGAAAUAUUCUCUUAGUUCCAAAACUGGAACGCUCCUUCCAGAGUUCCCCAGUGCUCAACACCUUGUGCUUCAAGGGUGCAUUUCUAAAGAAAAGGUAGAUACCCUUAUCAUGAUGUACAAAACACACUGUCAGUGUGUCCUUGACAAUGCAAUUAAUGGGAACUUUGAAGAGAUUCAGCAUUUCUUACUACAUUUUUGGCAAGGAAUGCCUGACCAUCUUCUUCCCCUGCUUGAAAAUCCUGUUAUCAUUGACAUCUUCUGUGUUUGUGAUUCAGUACUCUACAAGGUCCUCACAGAUGUACUCAUCCCUGCAACAAUGCAAGAAAUGCCAGAAAGUUUAUUGGCAGAUAUAAGAACUUAUGCUAAAAAUUGGGAACAGUGGGUUGUUUCAUCUCUAGAAAAUCUACCAGAAGCUCUGGCAGAUAAGAAACUGCCUAUUGCACGAAGAUUUGUUUCCUCUCUGAAACGACAGACAUCAUUCUUACACCUAGCUCAGAUUGCCCGACCAGCCCUCUUUGAUCAGCAUGUGGUGAAUUCCAUGGUGGCUGAUAUUGAGAAGGUAGAUUUGAAUAGCAUUGGGUCUCAAGCUCUUCUCACAGUCUCAGGCAGCAUGGAAUCUGAUGGGGAAGUCUACACUGAAUAUGACUCUAUUACAGUGUUCCAAGAACUGAAGGACCUGCUAAAGAAGAAUGCCACUGUGGAAUCAUUUAUUGAAUGGUUGGAUACUGUGGUUGAGCAAAGGGUUAUCAAGGCAAGCAAACAAAAUGGGAGGUCACUGAAGAAGAGAGCUCAAGAUUUCCUUCUCAAAUGGAGCUUUUUUGGUGCCCGAGUGAUGCAUAAUCUCACCCUAAACAACGCAUCAAGUUUUGGUUCUUUUCAUUUGAUCCGUAUGCUACUAGAUGAGUACAUCCUGCUAGCCAUGGAGACCCAGUUCAACAAUGACAAAGAACAAGAACUCCAGAAUCUAUUGGACAAGUAUAUGAAGAAUUUGGAUGCAAGUAAAGCUGCCUUUACCGCAUCACCAAGCUCUUGCUUCCUAGCAAACCGCAACAAAGCUGCUACCCUUCCUAGUGACACUUCAGUCAAAAAUGAGUGCCUUGCAGAGCAAACGUAUGUGUCAUUGUCAGCCAACCAGCACAGCAGUUUAUAUUCUGGUUUGAACCCCUUCUCCACUGCGGACAGUGAAAAUAUGCAGCUAACAGGUCAGCUGGAGCUUUCUCAAAGCACUGGUCAUCUGAUGACUCCACCCAUUUCCCCAGCCAUGGCCAAUCGAGGAAGUGUUAUCAACCAGGGCCCAAUGGCUGGGAGACCGCCAAGUGUAGGCCCAGUGUUAUCCACACAUUCACACUGCUCUUCCUAUUCAGAGCCCCUUUACCAGACUUUGUCACAAACCAAUCAGAGCUAUUAUGGAAGCAAUUCCAAUUACCAGGCCAUGUUCAGGCCCCAGACCCCUACCCCUUCAGGAGUUUAUCACCACAGGGCAGAGCACAGUCGAUUUGCAGCCUUGAGUGAGCAGCAAUUCUCCAGAGACUACUUCAGUAGCAGUUGUGCUGUGUCUCCAUACAAUCCCAGGUCUCCCUCCAACUACGGUCCCUCCUCGACUACUCAGGACACACACAAUAUGCAGUUUUUGAACACUGGGAGCUUCAAUUUCCUGAGCAAUUCAGUGUCUGCUGCCUGUCCAGGAGCAACAUAUGCCCCUAAUGCUUCCAAUGGAUACUAUGGAAACAACAUAAACUACCCAGAAUCCCACAGACUUGGAUCAAUGGUGGAUCAGCAUGUUUCUGUAAUCAGUAGUGUAAGCAGCAUUCGACCACUGCCGCCAUACAAUGACAUUCAUGACCCACUCAACAUCUUAGAUGACAACGGAAGAAAACAGGCAGGCUCAUACUAUACUGAUUCCUCAUCUUCAAUAGUCUGUCGGACCCCCAUAAUGGCUUCAGAUAUGCAAACUGCAAUAUCUGCAUCCUCCUCCCAGUGCAUGUACGGAACAUCUAACCAGUAUCCUUCUCAGGAAACGCUGGACUCCCAUGGACAGCCCAAUAGAGAGAUGGUGUCAUCUUUACCACCAAUCAACACUGUCUUCAUGGGAGCUGCUGCUGGAGGCACCUGA